GGUGGACCCUGGAGCCUGGGCUAGCUUGCAGAGGAAUGCCAGGCAGGUGUAUGUGGCUCAGUGGAUGCUGUCAGACCAGCAGAGGCCUCUGACCAAUCAGCAGAGACUGGGAGGGAGAGAGGGAGAGCUGCUGGGAUUUUUUUUUUUUCUUCCCUUCCCUAUUUCCAUUCUUUAUUUGGAGACGGAGGACUCAGUGCUUGUGAGACACCGAGGGUGAUGGAGAACGAUCGCACACAAAGCCUGAUUUCCCAUCUCUGAACCAGCUCUCUCCUGCAGCUAGCCGCUCGCUGACGCUUCAUUCCCACAUUCCGAAACUUCAUCAAUGCGGUUCUUCAGACUUACCUUCAAGUGUUUUGUGGAUUGUUUCUGAACCCCCUCCCUAGCCCCCCACGGUUCUCUCUUGUCUUUUUCUUUUAUUCCUAAAUUAUUUAAUAAUUUUAUUUUUCUUUCUUUUUUAAACAAAAAGAAAAAAAAAAAGAAAAAAAAAAGAGACUGACUACACGAGUAUAUUUUUUAUCUGCGGCGGGAAAAAAAAGAGAGAGAAAUAUAUAUAUAUUAAAAAUAUAUAUAUACGUACUGUAUAGAUACAUAUAUACAGCCCUCUGCAAAUAAUGCGAAGUAUAGCAUCACCACCAAAAGAGAAGAGCGCAGAGAAAGAUGGGGGCUAUGGGGCCCCGGAAAGUGUGGUAUCCGAGACAGCAGGAGGGGGGGAAGCAAUCCCAGACGAAAAGGCUGCCAUCGCUCCUCUGGUGCUGCCUGCGAUGGGCCCAGUCAAAAUACCCAUCCCUGAGAGAGAGACUUGGACCCGGCAGAUGGAUUUCAUCAUGUCCUGUGUGGGCUUUGCGGUCGGACUAGGCAACGUGUGGAGGUUUCCGUAUCUCUGCUACAAAAAUGGAGGAGGGGUGUUUCUCAUUCCCUACCUGCUGAUUGUCUUCGUUGGAGGAAUUCCGGUUUUCUUUUUGGAAAUUGCUUUGGGUCAGUUCAUGAAGCAAGGAGGAAUUGCAGCCUGGAACAUCGCGCCACUUUUCAAAGGUCUUGGCUUUGCGUCAAUGGUGAUCGUGUUCUUCUGUAACACCUAUUAUAUUAUGAUUCUGGUCUGGGGCCUCUACUACCUGGUACACUCCUUCUCCAACACCUUGCCCUGGGCUACUUGUGGACAUCCCUGGAACACAAAGGAGUGUACCGAAGUCUUCCUUCCAGACCAGUGCUCCAAUGAUACUACAGCUAACAGCACCGACUCCAGCGGCGUGUACAACAUCAGCUGUGACGCUCUUCUUAACAAACGUUCCCCCGUCAUCGAGUUCUGGGAGAAUAAGGUGCUGCAGAUCUCCGCGGGCCUGGAUCAGCCUGGGCAAUUAAACUGGCAAAUUAUACUGUGCCUGAUGGCCACCUGGAUCAUUGUAUAUUUCUGCAUCUGGAAGGGAGUGAAAUCAACAGGAAAGGUGGUCUACUUCACAGCCCUGUUUCCAUAUGUGGUCCUGAUUGUCCUUCUGGCCCAUGGGGUCACUCUGCCGGGAGCACUGGAUGGCAUUGUAUACUAUCUAAAACCUAACUGGUCUAAGCUUGCUGAAGCUCAGGUGUGGAUUGAUGCUGGAACUCAGAUCUUCUUCUCCUAUGCUAUCGGUUUAGGGGCGCUGACCGCCUUGGGCAGCUACAACAGAUUUAACAAUAACUGCUACAGAGACGCCUACAUACUGGCUGCUAUAAACAGCUCCACAAGCUUCUUUGCUGGAUUCGUCGUGUUCUCCGUCCUAGGGUUCAUGGCAUCAGAGCAGGGCGUUGACAUAUCCAAAGUUGCUGAGUCUGGUCCUGGAUUGGCCUUUAUCGCUUACCCAAAGGCAGUAACUUUGAUGCCCUUUGCUCCCAUCUGGGCUGCCCUGUUCUUCUUUAUGCUAUUGGUUCUUGGUUUAGACAGCCAGUUUGUGGGGGUCGAGGGAUUCAUUACCGGGAUCCUGGAUUUAUUUCCUCACCCAAUUAAUGGCUUUUUGCGCAGGGAGGUCAUCGCUGCACUCUGUUGCCUUCUAUGCUUCAUUAUUGACCUCUCCAUGGUGACCGAGGGCGGGAUGUACGUCUUCCAGCUUUUCGACUACUAUUCCGCAAGUGGCAUUACUCUUCUGUGGCAGGCCUUCUGGGAGUGUGUGGUUAUUGCGUGGGUUUACGGUGCUGACCGCUUCAUGGAUGACGUUGCCCGGAUGAUCGGUUACCGGCCUCUCCCGUACAUGAAAUGGUGCUGGUCUGUGAUUACCCCGCUAGUCUGUGUGGGUAUUUUUGUGUUUCACGUGAUCAACUACAAGCCUCUAACGUACAACAAAACAUAUGUCUACCCGUGGUGGGGCGAGGCGAUUGGCUGGGGUCUUGCCCUGUCGUCCAUGCUGUGUAUCCCGCUGACUCUCGUAUGCAAGCUGCUGGGAUCCAAGGGUUCUCUGCGCGAGUGGUUUCCCGCUUCCAAGUGAUGUCCUGUUCUCCUGCAACUUUACUAGCAGCAACAGUAUGUUUUUUUUUCCAUGCUUCUGUGCUUUCCAGCCAUGCUUAUAUAUUAUCCUGGAACAAUGUUUAUGUUCGUUGCCCAGGGAUGCAACGUUACUCGUCUGUGCUCUCACAGUUGGAUACAAAAUGUAUUUACAAAGCAGCUUGGUGUUGUACUCCAAAUAAUCACAUCUGCCAGACAUCAUAAAGACAUGGCUAAAAUGCACAGAAAAACGUAGGAAGGAAAAAGGAGGGUGUUUAGUAACAGUUGCCCAAAGUCAUGUAUGAGCCAAUCAAUAUAAGUGACCUAAUAUAAGUCACCUGACAGUGCACAUGUCUGAGAAAUCUACUUGUGAGAAAUCUACUUGAAAAUGUGGCUCUGUGUGAAGCAUUAUUUCCCCCAACUGACUUUAUGUCUAGUUACACCAUUAAAAUUAGAUACAAUUAACAAGUCCUUAAAUUGUCCACGAAGUGACUAUAUCUACACCCAGUUUGGCCACAUGCAUGGAGCCCAGACCGUGUGGUCAACACCAGACCAUAGCAUACCUCCCAACAUGAUCCUCUCCAGGAAGGACAGAAUGCUCUGCUCCUGGACUUCCCUCUUAAUGUAUGAUUGCCAUCACCUGUACUGAAACACCUUUCUAAUCCAUUAACCUGUUCAAAACAGGUUCCGGCAAU
Messenger RNA from Pseudophryne corroboree (corroboree frog), 3144 nucleotides. Its product is annotated as sodium- and chloride-dependent creatine transporter 1-like. Gene Ontology annotation, molecular function: gamma-aminobutyric acid:sodium:chloride symporter activity. Bases 612 to 2453 code for a protein of 613 amino acids. Gene Ontology annotation, biological process: sodium ion transmembrane transport. The transcript has 14 exons. Gene Ontology annotation, cellular component: plasma membrane. The record is from RefSeq and is a predicted model, not a curated record. NCBI's taxonomy places the organism in Eukaryota, Metazoa, Chordata, Amphibia, Anura, Myobatrachidae.